Molecule: messenger RNA, 2576 nt
Organism: Zerene cesonia (dogface butterfly)
Lineage: Eukaryota; Metazoa; Arthropoda; Insecta; Lepidoptera; Pieridae
Gene: mid
Product: T-box transcription factor TBX20-like
Exons: 6
Coding region: 100-1452 (450 amino acids)
Biological process (GO): heart development; cell fate specification; regulation of transcription by RNA polymerase II
Cellular component (GO): nucleus
Molecular function (GO): RNA polymerase II cis-regulatory region sequence-specific DNA binding; DNA-binding transcription factor activity, RNA polymerase II-specific
Source: RefSeq, a predicted model, not a curated record
UGCUCGGCCUCCGUACUGUUCGCUCUCGUGUGCACAGCGAAGCAUAGACAAUCCGCUAUCGCGUUCUAGUGGCCGUAAUGUGUUCGACUGUUAUGCGGUAUGGUUGAGGAUGUGUCGGACGGUCCGGUGAGGUAUUGUGGAACUGAGGUGUUGAUGGAUGUGGACGGGUGGUCCGGCUCGAGGAUGGUGGCGGAGGAGAGCAAGACCCGCGCGACGGACUUCUCGAUAGCCGCCAUCAUGGCCCGCAGCGCGGAGCAGCCGCGCAGCCCAGUUGCCGUCGCGCGAUCGCCAACCUUCAUCGAUCCCGUAUCCAGACAAAGUUCGCCAGCGUCAAUCAGCUCGGCUGCAUCAAGCCGGUCGCCAGUACCUGAUGAGGAUGUGGAAGUCGACGUGGAACAGUGCUCCGACGGCGAGAGAGAAGCUUCCGACCACGCUAUACCUUCCCCUGCACCGUCUUCAGAACUAGGUGAAAGAGACACACCGUCUCCAGCUCGCCCCUUGGCCCCACCAGUGACGUCGUGUAACUGUGAGGAGCUAUUGUCUGUGGACUGCCAGCUGGAGACCAAGGAACUGUGGGAUAAGUUUCACGACUUGGGCACAGAAAUGAUCAUUACAAAGACGGGGAGGCGCAUGUUCCCGACGGUGCGCGUGUCGUUCGGCGGGUGCCGCGCGGAGGCGCGCUACGCCGUGCUGCUGGACGUGGUGCCGGUGGACGGCAAGCGCUACCGCUACGCGUACCACCGCUCCUCGUGGCUGGUGGCCGGCAAGGCGGACCCGCCCGCGCCCGCGCGCCUCUACCCGCACCCCGACUCGCCCUUCUCCGGCGACCAGCUGCGCAAGCAGGUCGUCUCCUUCGAGAAGGUCAAGCUCACCAACAACGAGAUGGACAAGAAUGGACAGAUCGUUCUGAACUCAAUGCACCGGUACCAACCACGGAUCCACCUGGUGAAGAUUAGAGAAGGAGGCGGGCCCAUCACAGACCUCUCCAGAGAACAACACCGAACCUUCAUCUUUCCUGAAACAGUAUUCACGGCUGUCACAGCGUAUCAGAAUCAAUUGAUAACGAAGCUGAAAAUUGACUCCAAUCCUUUCGCGAAAGGCUUUCGAGAUUCUUCGAGGCUUACAGAUUUUGAUCGAGAUCCAAUGGAGCUGAUGCUAAUGGAGCAACAGUUACUGCGGUCACCACUACGCCUGUACGCUGGCGGUGGCGGGGCCAGCGAAGAGGAAGAGAAGCGAGCGGCCUGGGCACGCACCCCACCAGCAUUGCAACUUUUGGCCCUCGGUGGCCGAGCUUGGCCCACAGCCUGGCCGCAACCUCUUAGCCUCCCACCAGACCUCUGGCUGCAGAAGCCCCCGGCACCACUGCGCUACUGCCCCUACCCUCCCCCCGCACACCCCUCCGCGCAAUCCUCCAGACCCGAACACACCCCCUCACCGAGGCAUCCUCUGUAAAUACACACGACGUAGCUUAAGUCUUGUCAUACGAGAUUAUGAAAACGUUAAUAAUAUAUAAACGGUUAGAUUUACUCUAAAAUUUUAUUGUAUGAUGGUUCCUACCCGAAAAUAUUUUAUUUGUAUAGUUAGAUCGAUAAAGGCAAUAGUUACCUGCACAGAUUAUCACUAAAAUUACCUAUAUUAAUAUCUACUACGGGCCCGUUUACGGGAACGAAGUUUCAUUUUGUCUCCAUUGAAUAUAAAAUCGUGUAACCAAAGAUUUUUGUUAAAAUAAUAAAUGUGGAUACAACAAAAAAUGUACUUAUAAAACAUUCCAUUACAAAUUGCAAUUCCAUUGAAAAUAUUGUUUAAAUGCAGACAUAUUUGAAUUCCUAACAAUAUUUAUGUUAAGAAUACAUUAUUACAUAAUAUUUUUAAACUCUACAGUAUAUGAUAAAUAAUUAAACACAGAGUAUUUUGUUAAACUUUAUGUAUUUUGAUAUUUGUUUUUGUUGUAAAAUGUAGUAUUUCGGAAAUAGUUAUCCCGGUAAGUCAGUGAUACAAUUUGACACUAGUGUUAACGUGUGUAUAUUUAAGUAUAUUUAUAUUCCAUUAUAUAAGUUGUAUGUAUAGUGUAUGUAUAGUAGUUGAUUAAAUUAUUUUUCUAGAAUAAGCAAUGUAUAUAGGGGGUCACGUAGAAAAUUCUAUUUGAUAUAAAAUUUUAAACUGUAGAAUUGAAAUCAGUCGCGAAACUGCUCUAUACUUACCUUUUUAUAUAUUGAGUUUUUUUUAUGAAAAAAGUAUACGUUUUGAAAGAUUCCUAAAUACGUAUUUAUAAUUUGAAUUUAUUAAGUAUAAAUCGUUUGAGAGCGAAAAUAAAGAUAGAGAAUGAUUUAUAAUAUCGCGAGGGAGUAAAGAGGGGAGGGAAACAUACCCUCGAUUUGCGCGAUUGGAAAAAGUUAAGAAUAACUAAGCUUAAUUUCCAACAAGCACUUAAAAUUAUGAAUCAUUUUGUAUUCUUUUCAAUGCAAAUAUUUAUAUAAAUUGACAGUUCCUGUAAUUCUGUAUGUGCCGAAAUGUGAGCAGUCCGCGCGGUAGUACACAUAUCAGGGUACAUCCCUAAGUGUUAAUAAAUGAAACUA